Labrus mixtus (cuckoo wrasse) is the source of this 2225-nucleotide messenger RNA. RefSeq names its product T-box brain transcription factor 1b (gene tbr1b). The transcript has 6 exons. Bases 122 to 2149 code for a protein of 675 amino acids. Lineage: Eukaryota; Metazoa; Chordata; Actinopteri; Labriformes; Labridae. Gene Ontology annotation, molecular function: RNA polymerase II cis-regulatory region sequence-specific DNA binding; DNA-binding transcription factor activity, RNA polymerase II-specific. The record is from RefSeq and is a predicted model, not a curated record. Gene Ontology annotation, biological process: cell fate specification; regulation of neuron projection development; positive regulation of DNA-templated transcription. Gene Ontology annotation, cellular component: nucleus.
AUUUGCUGCCUUCGGUGCUUCAAGUCAUCGCAAAAGGCGUUUUCCUCCGUGUUAGAUUUGGAAAAGGCGUGUGCACAGGCUUGUGAUAUAGGUUGAGCUGACAGUGGCUUCCUAUUGAGCCAUGCAGGUCGAGAAUUGCAUCUCGCCGGCGAGUGAACUCUCCAAGAAAUUUAUGAAUGUGGGCAGUGGCUUCUCGAGCUCCGAUAGAUCAGAGCUUUCGUCGCAGGACCAUCCUAUUAUAUCUGCGAGUGACAACCUGGAGAGAAGUUCACCUCUGAAAAAAAACUCUAGGGAGAUGACGAAUCAGUCAGAGGCAGACAAUUUUCCCGACUCCAAGGACGCAUCAGGGGACGUCCAGAGGGGCAAACUCUCUCCUGAUCUUCACGGAGUCUCUGACAUCCGUCAUAAUUUCGAUGGAUCUGCAGGAGAAAGGUGCAUCUUUUCUCCAUCCGCACAGCCUCAGUCAGUCUCAGCAGCCACCAUGUUCCCGUAUCCGAGUCAGCAUGGACCCGCGCACCCGGCUUUCUCUAUUGGAAGUCCCAGUCGCUACAUGGCCCAUCAUCCGGUCAUAACUAAUGGAGCUUAUAACAGCCUUCUGACCAACACUUCUCCUCAAGGCUACGCUGCGGCCGGCUACCCUUACGCGCAACAGUAUGGACACACGUACCAAGGGGGGGCUUUUUACCAGUUCUCCUCCGCGCAGGCAGGACUGGUUCCGGGGAAAGCGCAGGUGUACCUGUGCAACAGGGCCCUGUGGCUCAAGUUCCACAGGCACCAAACGGAGAUGAUCAUCACAAAGCAAGGGCGACGAAUGUUUCCAUUUUUAAGCUUCAACAUCUCUGGCCUCGACCCAACUGCUCACUACAAUAUAUUUGUGGAUGUAAUACUCGCUGAUCCAAAUCACUGGCGAUUUCAAGGAGGCAAGUGGGUGCCAUGUGGAAAAGCAGACACGAAUGUGAUAGGAAAUAGGGUUUAUAUGCACCCGGACUCACCAAAUACUGGUGCGCACUGGAUGCGUCAAGAAAUAUCAUUUGGAAAGCUAAAGCUCACAAACAACAAAGGUGCCUCCAACAACACCGGGCAGAUGGUGGUCCUCCAGUCUCUCCACAAGUACCAGCCCAGGCUCCAUGUGGUGGAAGUAAACGAGGAUGGGACAGAGGACACGAGCCAACCAGGAAGAGUCCAGACUUUCACCUUCACAGAGACGCAAUUCAUCGCAGUCACAGCCUACCAGAAUACCGACAUUACGCAACUCAAAAUUGACCACAAUCCUUUCGCCAAAGGGUUCCGGGACAACUAUGAUACUGUCUACACAGGCUGCGACAUUGACCGCCUAACUCCAUCACCGGGUGACUCUCCGCGUUCACAGAUCGUGCCGGGUGCGAGAUAUGCCAUGCCUAGCUCUUUCCUGCAGGACCAAUUUGUCACCACUUAUGCCAAAUCUCGCUUUCACCCUGGCGUGGGGACUGGGCCUGGCACGGAGCGCAGCGUCCCACUCGGCAACAGCUUGCUCUCCCCGCAGCAGAGCGAGGAGCCCACUGUUGCCACCCCCCCGCAGCGAUGGUUUGUCACCCCUGCCAACAACCGACUGGACUUUGCUGCCUCGGCAUACGACGCCGCGGAUUUCGCCGGUAACGCGGCCACCUUGCUGUCCUAUGCGGCGGCCGGAGUGAAGGCUCUUCCUCUGCCGACUGCGGGCUGCUCCAACCGGCCUCUUGGCUAUUACGCAGACCCGUCGGGCUGGGGAGGACGCACGCCGCCGCAGUACUGUGGCGUCAACAGCAAGUCUAGCUCGGUCUUUUCCUGCUGGCCCGCCAAUUCUCUCGGUGGGAGAGCUGGUGCCAACUACCUGGUGGAGGAGGGAGAGUCCAUCCCCACGGAGAGGUCACCGAUCGGCGGCUCAGAGGAGACCAAACCCAAAGACAUGACGUCAGAGUCGAGCUGGAUAGAAACGCCGUCCUCAAUAAAGUCAAUUGAUUCGAGCGAUUCUGGGAUCUUUGAACAGGCGAAAAGGAGGAGAAUCUCACCUUCAGCAACACCUGUUUCUGAGACUGUGUCCCCGCUCAAAUCUGAGCUGCUGGCACCCAGAGAGUGCGAGAAAAACUGCACGAAGGACAUUGGUUACUACAGUUUCUAUCCUCACAGUUAAACUCUAUCUAUCUAUCUAUCUAUCUAUCUAUCUAUCUAUCUAUCUAUCUAUCUAUCUAUCUAUCUAUCUAUCUAUC